CUCCCCCACAUGGUCAACCGGGCGGGCGCAUCUCAAUUUGCCGAACAUGCAACUUUUUUUGUUGUUGAAAGAAAUUUGACUGUUGACUGAAUCCCCAUCCCAUCCACAUACUCUCUAGCGCAGGAACAAAAGGAUCUGGGAUCGAGGACUCAAUUUAUCUCGUGCGCAUCCAGAUUGCACCCUGCCAUAUGCAAACCGCGCGCAACGCGCUCAGCAUUUCAGCCUCUUGUUCCAAGGCUAAUUUAGGAAACCGUGUUGGGGUGAGUUGAAUGUGUAGCAGCAGCACACAGCAAAGUCUGACGUAGUUUAGUUACUAAAUGCGCAUAUUUCAUCAUUAAACAUUUUUUUAUUCAGAAAUUCAUCAAGACCAUUUGUUUCAUACCGGGAUUUAAAGUUAUGGACUCAACGGAGGAUAACGGGGAGAGCAAGGCAGCACUCCGUCCAUGCGCGCCCAGGUCUCUUCUCCUGCGCUGUCUGGUCGGUUUCCCUACGGUGGUGUGUUUCAUGUUGUCCCUGAGCUCCAUAGCCAUCUGCCUGCUCAUGAGCUUCAAGACUUACCAACUGGAGAACCGACUGGAURCGCUGGAGUUGGAUAAAAACACAGUGUUUAACCCUCCGGAGAGCGCCUUCACGCGCGAGGAUGGGACUGUACUACCGGCACUAAGGAGUUCUAUCGAGACGCUCCUGCAAGAGGUCCUCCUGGAAAGCGUGGAAGGAUGGGAAGAAGAGGUGAUCCCGGAGCUCCAGGCCCGCUCGGCAUGGAUGGCAAACCAGGUCUCCCAGGUCCUAAAGGAAGUCAGGGACCAGCGGGACUCAAGGGAGAUAAGGGUGACCAGGGAGACAUUGGGCCCAGGAUGGUCUUUCCCCGCUAUGACCACGGCUUUAUGUCUGGUGACCAGUCCAACUUUCAGAGACGCUUGAUGAAGGGUGACCAAGGGUCCCCGGGCCCCAGAGGCCCUCCUGGGAACACAGGCAAGGACGGGCCCCGCGGCCCCGCUGGAGAACAGGGUUUCCCUGGUCACGAUGGUGUGGAGGGACAAGCAGGUGUACCUGGAAAGGCGGGUGAAGAUGGCGAGCCAGGAUACCCAGGGCCACAGGGACCCCCGGGGUCAAAGGGGGAGGCUGGUUUGCUGGGAGAGAAGGGUGAGAGGGGCAUGGACGGACUCCCAGGGUUUAAGGGAGACAAAGGAGAUAUCGGAGAGCAAGGCACCCAGGGAGACUUGGGUUAUCCUGGUGAAAAGGGGGUUCCUGGCUCUACUGAGGUCAUUGACUUCAAUGGGAAGCUACUAGAAGCCUUCCAGGCCAUCCAGACCAUCAGUGUCGGGGGCCCACCAGGUUUACCGGGGCCCCCAGGACCCCCAGGGGGGAAGGGAGAGCUAGGCUUGCCUGGGACAUCUGGACUAGAUGGGGAGAAGGGAGAUAUGGGGGAGACGGGGUCGAUCGGAGAGAAAGGAGAGAAAGGAGAGAUGGGUCUCUCUGGGCCAGGGGGGAUGGAUGGACAGAAGGGGGACAAGGGAGACUCCAGGCUGGAAGAUAACCUGGUUCAGAUGAUUUCUCAGCCGGGCCCUCCCGGCCCCCCAGGACCCCCUGGACCUACAGGGUACAUGGGUCAUCAUGGAACGCCUGGCCCUAAGGGAGAGCCUGGAGACAAAGCUAAAGGGGAGAAGGGAGACAUUGGACCUGCUGGACUGAGGGGUAUUGAUGGCCCUCAGGGUCCCCCCGGCUCCACAGGAUUGGUGGGUCUCCCAGGCACCAAAGGAGAGAAGGGCAAGUCUGGGGAGCCUGGAAUGGAUGGUUUCCCAGGCCUGAUUGGAGAGAAGGGAGACCGGGGAGACAGAGGAGACAAGGGUGACCGGGGGACGGUGGGGAAGAGAGGUCUGAAGGGUGGUAAGGGGGAGCAGGGUCCUCCUGGACUGGACCAGCCCUGUCCUGUGGGUUCUAGUGGGACUAAAGGACUUUCUGACGAGGAGGUACAGUCCGCUCCUCCCCCUCUUCCUCCUUCUGGCCUCGAGGCCUCCUGUCCUUUGGGACAGGAUGGACUGCCCAUACCAGGAUGUUGGCACAAGUGAUGACUAACAUCAAGCAUGGCCACUGUACAUAUUGAUAUGGUAUAUAUUGCAACUGAAUACUACAUCGCAUUUAUGUUCUUUUUUGCCUUUUUAUGGAAACGUUUUAUAUAAUAUAUAGACAUUUUUUGUUUGUUAUUUUGAGUCAACAAUAUUAACCAGACCGCAUAUAUCGAUCGAUACAGAUAUUUUUUGUAAACAUAGACUCUGGAUAUAAAGUAAAAUGGAGUCAAUGAGACACAGACAUCUUUGAGAAACAUCAAGACAGAGAAAUAAAGCAGCAAACAGACUCCCAACCUAACGGACAUACAGACACACGCUGGAAAGUGGAUGGAUAGGGAGAGUGGUCUUACUAAUGAGGUCUCGUCUGCCAUAUUGCUGCCUGGUCAUUCAUUUUGCAUGGGAGUGUGUGCUCGCGCCGCCCUGCUCAACCCCACGGAUGGACAGACCUCCUGGUGUGGUAAAUGGAGGAGUGUUGGUCAGUGCUCUUCUCCUCUCUCUGUUUUUUAAAGGAGGAGAAGGAGGAGGAGAGGAGGAGACAGAAGCUCAAACGCAAGCGUC
Messenger RNA from Salvelinus sp. IW2-2015, 2627 nucleotides. The record is from RefSeq and is a predicted model, not a curated record. NCBI's taxonomy places the organism in Eukaryota, Metazoa, Chordata, Actinopteri, Salmoniformes, Salmonidae.